Messenger RNA from Spirometra erinaceieuropaei, 9621 nucleotides. NCBI's taxonomy places the organism in Eukaryota, Metazoa, Platyhelminthes, Cestoda, Diphyllobothriidea, Diphyllobothriidae. The record is from the annotation of a GenBank genome assembly.
AUGGACCAGAACUCGAUCACUGUGUGUGCCAUAGUACACUUUGAGCAUGGCGAUGGUUUUGGCCGACGCACCGGCCAGUCCCACUAUCCGUCUCAGGGACUUAGUGUGGACGGAAUCGAACGCAGCAGCGAAGCCAACCAGGUAGAUGGCUUUCGAUUAUGGGUAAUUAUGGUGGAAUUCCAUAAUGUACCUCAGUGUACAUAUAUGGUCCGCACACCCCUGCUCAGCACAGAUACCUGCUUGGUUGGGCCUCAUCCUAGAGUCACACACAGUCUGAAAUCGUCUGCGACGAACGACAGCGAAGACCUUCACAUCAACGUCUCUGAGGCUCAUACUGCGGCAGUUCUCAUAGCUUGUCUUAUCUCCCUUCUUGAAAACAGGUACAAGAAUGCCUGGGCCUUAAUAACGAGGACCGAACUCAUCUCUCCACGCUUGCCUAAUCAGCUCAUGGAGUCAGGGCGCCAGUACAUCGACACAAGACUUGCAGAUUUCAGUGGCUUUUUUUCUUGCAUUAUUUUCCGUCGCUAUUCGGUUGCUUACGAAGACUUCAGAUUAAGCUGCAUGGCGCGACGGGAUGAACACGUAUAGUAACACGGUCAGUGAACGCACCAUAGGUAAUAUUCCCGAUCGCAACCGACAGAACAACUGGCCCGAGCGUUAAACCUACGAAAAAAAAACGUUCAGUGACUAAAGAAUCCAGUCAAUAAAGCCUGAGGCUGUGUAUGGCUGACUAACGACUAAUAAUUAAGAAAUGACCGUUCCAGUCCGCCUAGUUUUUCCUUAAACAUAUAUGGUCAGUAUCUUGUGAAAAAUAAUGUAAUUUCUCCAAACAUAGAGCAAUGAUUGAAAAUUCUCAAUGGUUGAGUUGCGCUUGGCCUCUGAGUUUUUUGUAUGUUGUUAGAACUCCCCCCCCCCCGAUGCAAAGCGCAGCAUAUCUUUAGUCUAAAGGCCAUAUGAGGUUAUAUUCCACAAUUAUGAGCUGUAAAAGGAAUAUGGGGUUUGCUCUUAGCCUCACUACUAACUACAGCCCUCAGUGAGGGCUAACUGCAGUCGUAAACCAGCAGUGACACUUUUGAGGUUUGCUACACCAACUGCUCGAAGUAUCACAACGCCUGAUGACGCCGCAGUAACACAACAGUUGUCCAUAAAUAACUCCUUACUUUCACUGCCUUGUUGGCUGAACUUUUAUCCAAGGAAGUUGGGAACUAGAGGCCUUGACUUGUACUGUACUUUUGUCUUCCAAAGUGCCAUAGGUCUGUCAUUUGGUCGGAUUAUAUGCAAGCUGGCCUUUCUGGGGUAAAACAAAGGAUAACAACGUGGGGAAAAUUUAGAACUACUUUUGAAUCCGCAAUGCAGAGCCUUAUCAUGCGAUCAUGGGGGCACUACUUUGGAGAUUUUUCCUGACCCGCCAAAGUGUGAUUUCCAGGCCGUGGCUUGCACAGCAUCGAAAUUCAAGGCACGGAAAAGUUCCGCCACCGCUACCACAAUACUUCGCCUGGCCGUCUCCAGCUGCUCUGCUGCACUGAUGCAGACAGCAACUGCCCCUAACGCGUCUUCAGUUCAAAUGACACAUGAACUAAAGCAGGCCCUUCAAAGUACCCUGGCGUCGCCUCGAGCGCUGAAUUUCUUCUGAGUCGAUUCGACUGACUAGUAGUGAACAGUCUUCCUUGCGAUACGAGUCUCAGAGACUUGCGCCGUCACCACGCAUUCUGCUCUGCACGAAAUUAGACCAAGAUGGCGGGUCGCUGCGUGGUAGCUGCUGUGAAGUUGAUCUCCUGCGCAUCUAUACAAAAACCUUUGCAGUGGUCCUCAAUCGCCUCAGCUCGUACUGCGACGCGCUGAAAAGAAAUUUUUAUUAUUCUCUUCGGCUUUGACGGGGUUGUGUUGCCGACGCUUCUCACCUGGCUUAGCUCCCAAACGCUGUAGUUAAUACCAACAGCCCACUUCCUUACAUUUCUUAGACCUUGCCUCUCUCCAUCGAGAUUCCCUGUGAUCGAUCACGUUUCACAGUGGCAUGCGAUUGAAACUACUCUGGUUUUAAGGCCAGAAGGGCAGGACAAAUGUCCAAGUCCUUGUGAACAUGGAGGCCCUAUUUCCUUUAUUUUUUCCACAUCGCUCUCGGCGUCUGUCAGAGUUUUGCUUUUUCACCUACCCCGAUCAACAACGUGAUAGACUGAGUUUUCCAGCACCCAUUGUCAGAGAAAUCCGGUGUUGCGCUAGGUGGGGGCCCGUAAAUUACGGAUCUUGACCUCGCUGAUGACUUUGCGUUGAUGGGCGGCUCCCUUUCAACGUUAAAGUAUGCUGUUUCAUAGAUGCAUGAAGGUAGUCGAAGGGACCUGUGUUAUGACUCGGCCUGGUUCUCAGAAAUCACACGAAGUGUAUGCUCACUCGGCUGUUGUCCCCAGCACCAACACAGCAAAGAGAGAGAACAUGGUCGACCACAAAAAUAUGUUGGUUGGCAAGCCAUUGUCGCUGAAAGGCUGCGUGUAUCUAUAGCAUUCCGUUCAGGUUGGUCAGUUUUUCUAUCCAAUCCGCUUUACGAGAAAGUUCUUGAAGAACCGAGUAGCUUCUCACAGACAUUAACCAAUCAGGUCCAACGGGGGCACUGUAGCCAGUCAGUACGGGGCGCUGUCGAACGCACGUUCAUGGCAUGCAGCGUGGGAGACGCGCGCACGUAUUUUUCUCUGAGAUCAACUAUUCAUGAGAAUGUGGACAUCUCCAACAACCGCAAACUAAACUCAUCCUCUACAAAGACAAUUGUCCCGAUUUUAAGAUCGAAGAUAUCUUACCGACCACAAUGGAUGACGAAACUCAUCACCCACUGAGCAGGUUAUGCUACUUUAGGCUGAAAUCUGCGGCAAGGUGGAGACGAAAGCAACCAUGAAAAGAAGCAUGUGCGCGUCUUCAUUCAAUUUCGUUGAAGCCUCGCGAAGCGACGUGAGCUAAGUCUGGAAGCUAAGGUGCGAGUAUACGACGCUUCCGUCGAGACGACCCUUUUGUGUGUAUGUGAGCCGUUGGCCAUGCACUACGAGAAAUUCCAUCACCCAUCCACGGUGCCUUUGUGGCGUUUAAAUGCGUUUCUCUAAUCUUGUAUAAAAUUUAGGCCUAUGUAGUUGGUCGGGGUUUCGUCUACCAAUUGCGUCCUCCCUAUCCACCAGUUCAGAGGAUUCAACCACGUUCUGCGCUAACCUGACAACGCAGUCGUCCGGAGUGUCAUAUUGCUCGAACCCUGAGCUAUAAAGGGAUGUCUAGGUGAUCAGCUGAAGCGAAAGCUGAUUUCGAGGGCAUGUCUGGUCCCGCGGUGUUUGGUCGGUGGGACUGACUUUCCUAUUCGUUCAGUUUCGCUCAAAAAUCUGCGGCUGGUUGACUACAUCAGAAGGCAAGUAUUCGCGUUGCGGCAAAUCUGUAACAUGGAGCUCGCUGAAUUAGUCAUAAUUAAUGCUAUCAUAGGCACAGGUGAGGUUAUAACUACGACGACUCCGAACAAGCAGCCCUCUACUUCAGAGAGGGUUUUGGCCUGUUCUUCAUGGUGUUUGGGGACGUGUCAUAACUAUGAAUAUUCUUAACUAGAGUUGAAAUUCUUGUUUCCACCCGCGUAUGCGUAAUAUCUGGGUUUGACUCAGAGAUGUUGUUGUUUUUGACUUCGCGCAUCGAAUUGCUGUCAAGUAUCCAGUGCCAGACCCUGGGCUGAUUUAUGUGUAGUUACUCUGUCUUACUGCACACUUGUCUAGACCAACCGACGAGUUCUGACAGUUCUCUAAUUAUAUGCUUAUGCCAGUCAAAUAAUUUGUUUACAGAACUUGGGAAUGUCUCUUCACUGUUGAAUUGACUUUCAAGAUCAGGGUGGCCAAUUGUAUUGUUUUUUUGGGGUGGUCGCGUGGCGCGUUCGGACCAGUCUCACUACCGGCUUCUUUUUAAAUCAGUUCUUGGGGUUACAUGUACCGUAAUCAUAAUAGUUGGCCUCAGGCGUAGGCUUAGCGGACAGUGCUCUUUCAACCGAACUCACGCUAGCUGGCUAGUAGAUGGCGCCCACGUAAACAGGGCCUACUUGGACCAUGAAAAUAGUGCGGCAGUCAUGUCGCGUCCGUAUCUGUAGUGGAGAAAGAGACAGUUGACUUCUGACGACUUGAUUUGGCCGGCAGCCAGAGUCGGGAAUACACCGUAGAUAUCCGUCUCGCAGUGAAAGACACUUCGUCUUACUACACGCCGGCGUCGAAGGAUGUUCGUACGUCCCAUAAUUUCCCACUAAAUCAGUUUGGGGCCAAUUGAUCCUGCGCGCCUAACAUUCCUCUGCAUCACUUUAAAUGUUGAGGGGAGGUGGAGAGACUUCGAGACACAUAGGUGCUCAUGGCCGCCCUCAUACCAUCCUAUACAAUAAUUCUGAGACUGUAGGAUGACCAUUCGAAACUGCCCUACGAUAGGUCUGAAAAUGGUAUCAAUACACAAUUCGCAGCGUUUCAUACCUCGAAAUAGGCUCAGGUUUACUUAAGCAUUACAUCCUUUCAUCAUACCUCUAUGGUCCUAUUUCUCAAAGGGGACAUACUUGAAAUGUGCCUGUCGUAUGCGCAUAGAGAAGGUUGAAACCCCCGAGAAUGGAACAAUUUGAGACGAUAUUUCGAAGGACCUCAUUCUUCUUGCCCAUAGCUGAGUUGGUGGUUUGCAAUGUUGCAUACAAAUUCCAUUCGAAUGGAGAUACGUACGAAGAAAGCAAACUAUUUGUUGGGGGGAGGGAGAUGGAGGUGGGUACGUUGAGUGGGCGAGCGGGUUUGAUAAUGAAAAAGUUUCAGAGGGACGAAAGACGUUCUGUAUUUUGGAUUAUGCAACCAGAAGUCGAGAAUUUCUUCGUUUGCCUUUAACACAUUUUCCUGUAUCUCUGUUGUAAGUUAGUUGUUUUGAGCCGCCUGGUGUCAUAGUAGGUCUCAUACUUUGAUUUCAGUAUUAGUCAGGAAACGAUGGGGUCGUUACAAGUUCCAAAAUCAGCGGUCUAGCAAGCUGUUGUAGGUAGGACCAUACCGAGCACGCGAGAAGGAGAGCACAAACAGAGCGAGAUCCAAGAAUCAGAAUGAAGAAUACCCUGUGAUAGGGCUUUAUUCAUCUUACGGUUGACGUACUGGAACUAAAACGAGAAAUAGGACAGUAGUAGACAAGGUAGAAUUUCACCAGGGCAUAUGUUAGCAUGACACACGCCUUGUCCUUGUAUUUAUCCCCUUGCUGCUGUUCGCAAAUGUGGGGACAGUUAUAAUCGGACAUGAAGACGUUCCUUUGGUCUCCUUUUCAACUCUCGUUUUGGUGGUCCUCGCUGUUUCCGUCACGAUCGACAAGGAAGACGGAACAUGCGAGGCAUUUUGUUGAAAACCGUUUUAGAUGAAAUAUCUUUCGUAUUUAGUUUGAGCAUCCUCCCGCCUAUAGAGGAAAAAUAGGAAAUAUUGCCAUGUUGGAAAUUGAAGUGUCACGCUCCUGCAGCAAUGUCUCUGUGAGUUAACCAACGGUAUGCUCCUCAUCACUUUGCUGGCAGUACAUGUCACCGGAAUGCCCUUCUGGCUCAAAGGAGUUUUUAGGGCUCACUGCCAUGGUUCAAUGGCAAAUUUUUCUCGACUUUGGUCUAGAGCACGUGCUUUGCUGUUUUCUUAUGAGGCGCAUUUAAGUUUAGGGAAAUUUUUUCCGAAACUCAGAGGCUUUUGUCCGAUAGGGUAGCAGACAGCUGGAUUAUGCAAAGCGCUCUUCAAUUAUCCUGCUUGUAUUAGCAUCGUCUUUUUACCAAUGCACGUAUCUUUAGUAGUCUUGCAUUUAACUUUCAAUUGAUUCUCAUAUCUCACCCGCCAUUAUCGCUGUUUCCUGAAGUCCGGAUGGUUUCUUGCAAACGAACAGCUUCGUCCAGAGACUGUGAAAGGUUUUGAAGUUCGACUUAGUUUGAAAAUGUUUUACAGGUUUGCGGUCUUGAAGCAUCUCCGGAAGGGUUUUGUUUUCCCUUAUUUUGCCUCGACUUUUAUUCAUUUUUUCGUUUUUCUUACAGCUUGACAUGGUGUCGGAGAAGGUCUCACGUCUGGCCAAGAUGUUGGCUUCGGAUGAACUGAAAACCCGUAAACUUGGUCACAAACUAGCCCUGAAACUCCUUCGAGUAAAAGCGAAGACAGAAAAUUGUUAGACAAAUUAUCAUUCCCCUUAUAACCCUUUUCUUUAGCUGGACUCACAUACGAGAACAUUUUGGGUGUCUGCAAGGGCCUCCACUACAGCCUGUGGAUGCAAGACAAGCUGUUGCUACAGGUUGGGACGUGUACUUAGAUUUUCUUAUACGCUAAAUUUUCCUCAUCAAUUUUAGGAGGAUACUGUCGAGCGCAUUGUGAAAUUACUCCCAAUGAUCACCUCACGAGAAACGCGAGUGAGCUUUGUCUCAGCUAUGUUCGAGACACUUGCCCGCGAAUGGGAGAAUCUGGACGUUUGGCGGGCCGACAAGUUUAUGAUGGUACAUACUGACCCCCCUUCUCCCCAUAUUUUUCCACCUCGGCCACAUCACACGCAUUAUUAAGUCUCCUUUGGCUUGCUUCCAUUUACCGAGCUCCAUCCCGGCGCCUUGGCGACUUCCAGCUUUAUAGCAGGCUAGAAAUCAAACGCUUUCGUGCCGACCCGGCGUUUAAGGUGGCUUCACAUCAAUGAACUGACGCCUUUCUGUCACCUCUUUUUCUCGUGUGACUAUUUUCAGUGGCCAGGGGUUGACUGUCACACCAACUGUCGAGUUGCGCAGGCUCCACGAAGCUGUUCUGGGCACAGCGGCCACACUUGAGCAACAGUCUAGGUUGACGAGCCAGAUCAGGCAGUUUAACCGGUGUGCGCAGCCUGGUUUUGUUGCUGUAGAAGGGAUCUGCGCGUUGUGACACGCAUAGAUGGGGUCCUAUGUCGUAUCAGCCACUGCACGCGAGCUCAUCUGUCAUCCAUCGGACCCGGUGAUUAUGCGAAAAGAAGGUCAUUGUCCUGUUCGAUGAUCACAUCCUGGUGACUGUCAUUAUAUGUGCUGAAAUGUUCUGCCCACCCCGUCAAUUACGGGUUCGUAUUUGAUUAAUGUUAACUUGAUUUCCACCGAUGCAUUAGUCCUAAUGUGCAUUCACUAUUUCUCAUAUUUCCAACAAAGCCUUCCAUUCUUUUGCUAAUCUGCGACUGCAUGGUGCAGACUUUUUGUUCGGAAACCCUCCAGCUUUCGUCUUCUGGUCUUAAACGGAAGCACUCUAUCGGAAGUAUCGACGAUUACCUGUUACGCCAACUCGGAAUCUCCUCAACUACCGUAUCGGUGCUAUGGCGCGAUCGUGUCAUGGGAGUUAACGCCUUUGCAUACCGGCAGCUCGGACAACUUCAGAGAAUUAUUUAUCGUCGUGUACGCCGUAGAAUGGUAGAACAGAUAUAUGCAGGCUAAUCAAAAGCCCAGAACUACAGUGGAGGUGUCGAAUUAUAUAGCCUGAUGUGGCCUGCCGAUACUAGUUAAUUUUUUGUGUAGGUGCUGAUUUUGACCGCGAUAAGCGGGUUAUGCAUGAAUGCGAAACUGGUAUUUUAUUCCUCGCCUUGUCUCCCACGCAAGACAAAUAACGACGAGAGAGAGAGAGGAGUAUUCCUCAAGGAUUUUUAAACCGAACUUGAUUUUUCUUGUUUCUGCAGCUUGCUCGGGAAUUUUUUGUGAAGGCCUUGAUGUGUACAAAGAAGCGUGCCCUGCCAGUGAGUGGCCUGACAAACGCGGUCUUCGAUAAGGUCCUGAAUUCUGAUCCGAAUGCGGCCAUCGACCUCAAAGUACACCUUUGCACUGUAAUUGCCCAGGAAUUAACACAGAGAAAGGUUUGACAUUGGUACCUUCUUGAUCACCACUUCACUUUUAGGACUUCACCGCCGUUAUUCUCAGUUUUUAUAAACACACAUUGGCUGUUCUGCUCAAAGUAACCAGAGGCAAUGAUUACAUUACCAGUUUGACGCGACUCUUGCUCAUCCUCACUCGUCUCGUCCGACCUAAUCGAUCGGUCCGUUCGGAGCUCAGCGAAAAUGCCCUCCUCCUGUCCAGUAAACAUCCGCUUCACAGGGGAACACUCCGUAGGAUAUCUAAAAUGUAAACAUCAGUAGUAGUAAUUUCUCAUAACGCUCUUUUAAUGCUAGACUGCACGUUAAGAUGAGCCAAAAGUCAAAACCGUCGACGGAUCAGCCUGGAGAUCUGAACGCACCCCCUAACACUCCUGCUCAAACUGCAACGGCAGAUCCGGAGACUGGUGUUAAAGUCUCUUCCGAGGAAAACCCCUCUGAGGUGAGUGGACCUGCCCAAGAGAUGUGACUUCCUUUAGCCCUCCUGUGAUCCCGCCAUCACCACCACAACUACCGCAGUAACCAGGAGGAUGAAGAAAAAAAAGCGAAGGGGUAAAAAUGCCCCUACAGCAGACCUUAGUGCUGGCGCACCUGGGGUGUCGGUUAUUCCCUCAGUAGAUGACGAUGCCCCAGCAACAACAUCCAAACUCAGUACUGAGAAGUCGCAGAAAUGCGAAGAAAUGCUGACCACCUUUCAGCCAAUCAAACCCUCCCCCGAACACCUGCCAAGAACUUCGGCUACGGAAGAAGAAACAAAGGCGUCAACGGAGUCCUCUUUAAAUGGCAAGGAUUUCGAAACAGAUUCCGCCGUCAUGGUACUAGUGUGGAUCACUUGUUGAACUACCCACUCUUAGGAAACUCCGAACACCUCCUUGGGACGUCGGAAACGCAAACGCAGGCGUUCUUCUAGCCUCACCGAAGCAGUAGCUACAGUUCCUGUGGCAGAGGGUCUGUCGUCUUCCCCGACUCCCAGUGGUCUGGAUUUGACACCUCAGAUGCCGGUAUGCCCUUUUUGUUGUUAAAGCAUCUGCUGUGGUUUACUAGAAGCCAGACCCCGGGAAUCACAAACGAAGGCGAGGACUCGGCUCUGUCGACUUGGAUGCUUCUCCAGAGAACAAAGUCUCAUCGACACCGGUUGCUGCAAACACGACCAACACUGCGAAAGCUGGUACUAUUUCGACGACCGUAUGUGACUGACAAUUAUUCUGCCCUAAUUUACUCAUUGCUUUUAGAAUCAACAGUGCCCUUCUGAUGAAGCUGAGCAAAAGGCGGCCCCAGUGAAUACCCCGACACCCGUUUCUUUGGUGGUGUCGGCUAGUCCGUCGAAAUCAGUAAAUCCUUAUCUUAGUCUCUCCUAUCGUUUAUUUUCUCCUUCUAGCUGAAAAGUCCUCCGCUGACACUACCAUCGCUGCCAACGAUGGAGGAAGUUACCAACACCACUGACACGAUGUUGGCAGACUUUGACGACAGCCUGGUUGAGCCACCGGUCUCAGCGAAGAAACGCGUCUCCUUUGGAAAAGUCUUUCGAAAACGUGAGUUGCCCUUCCUCCUAAGUUUGUGUCUUGGUAUUUGUAAGGCCUUUCGGGUGACCUUACUCGGAAAGAAAUACGCCUUUCUGUCCUCGCUCAUCGGUCUUCACCUUUAAAAAAUUUCAAAAGAAUGUCUUUUAACCCUGCGCUUCUAUCCCUGCCCAUUCCGAUAGGGUUUUCGGCCAACAGGUCGCUGACUAUAUCGCCAUCGUUGAAGGCCCUACCCGAUCGCGGAAUUCUUCGACAGCAGUCCUCUUGA